ACUCUCAAGUUCUUUCCCCCAAAAUGCAAGGUAGUGUUCUUUCUUUACUCUUUCAGAAGAAUUUAAUGCGAUUAUGGUAGCGUGGACUCCAGAAGAAACCAAAUUUACUGGAUUAGUAGUAACAAGAACUAGUGUGAUUUGUUCUAAUCAAACCCUCCACAAAGCACUGCCAAAACCACAAUUCGGACCCCUUUCUCUUCUUCGAAUGCUUCCAUCAUUGCACCCUCCGUUCUAUAAUCAAAGGUCUUAUUAGAAAAUCUUGCAAUGGAAUUUGACAUAUAGUCAAUUGGGUUUCUCAAUCUCCUAAAAAUAGCAAAAGUAGCUUAAUUUUGAGAUUUUAGUUUUUCCAAAAUGGCAACGUGUUUGUCACCCUAUUUCACACCUGAUACUCGAAGCCCAACCGGGGUCCUAACUGUUCUUGAGGGGAGGGUUUCAAUGGAAAAUCACUAUGGAAGAGUAAGCUCCCUGAAGGUGUUUGAUGAAAAGACUGGGAUUUUGGGUGCUAGCCAAAAGAGUGCUUCAUAUUCUCCUCGGUUUAAAUGUUCGGCCAACUCUCACAAUGUCAACCAAUAUCAUAAUAAGGACCCAUUUCUGAAUUUACAUCCCGAAAUUUCAAUGCUUAGAGGUGAUGGGAACAACACGGUGACUAAUCCAAGAAAGGAUGGUCCUAGUGGAAGUGUCACUGAAAGCUUGAGAGAUUCAUCAAGUUUGAGUAACUACAAUGAUGCCAAGAUCAAAGUUAUUGGUGUUGGAGGUGGUGGGUCAAAUGCAGUUAAUCGAAUGAUAGAGAGUGCAAUGAAGGGUGUGGAGUUUUGGAUUGUUAACACAGAUGUUCAAGCCAUGAGAAUGUCGCCUGUGUUUCCUGAGCACCGGUUGCAAAUAGGUCAAGAGCUUACCAGAGGACUUGGUGCUGGUGGGAACCCAGAUAUUGGCAUGAAUGCUGCCAAGGAAAGCAAAGAGUCGAUAGAAGAGGCAGUUUAUGGUUCAGACAUGGUCUUUGUGACUGCUGGAAUGGGUGGCGGAACUGGCACUGGUGGGGCACCUGUAAUUGCAGGAAUUACAAAGUCAAUGGGUAUCUUAACUGUUGGUAUUGUCACAACCCCUUUCUCUUUUGAGGGGCGGAGGAGGGCUGUUCAAGCCCAAGAAGGAAUUGCAGCUUUGAGGGACAAUGUUGACACACUGAUUGUCAUUCCAAAUGACAAGUUAUUGACUGCAGUUUCCCCUUCUACCCCUGUAACUGAAGCAUUUAACCUGGCUGAUGAUAUUCUUCGACAAGGUGUUCGCGGUAUCUCUGAUAUAAUCACGAUUCCAGGGCUAGUGAAUGUGGAUUUUGCUGAUGUGCGAGCUAUUAUGGCAAAUGCUGGUUCUUCAUUAAUGGGAAUAGGAACUGCAACUGGAAAGUCCAGAGCAAGAGAUGCUGCAUUAAAUGCUGUUCAAUCACCUUUAUUAGAUAUUGGCAUAGAGAGGGCCACUGGAAUUGUCUGGAACAUAACUGGUGGUAGUGAUUUAACUUUGUUUGAGGUAAAUGCAGCAGCAGAGGUUAUCUAUGACCUUGUGGAUCCUACUGCCAACUUAAUAUUUGGAGCAGUGAUAGAUCCAGCUCUCAGUGGUCAGGUCAGUAUUACUCUAAUUGCUACAGGAUUCAAACGUCAAGAAGAAAAUGAAGGGAGACCCCUACAGGCAAGUCAGCUAGUACAGGGAGAUGUCACUCUUGGAAUGAAUCGACGACCUUCCUCAUUCAAUGAAGGUGGCGCAGUUGAGAUCCCAGAGUUCCUGAGGAAGAAAGGCCGCUCUCGCUAUCCAAGAGCUUAAACUACUCUCAUGCUUACCCUCGUGUAAUUACCUAUUCCAACCUGUCCCCUCGAUUUUGUGUUUUUAUGGAACUGGGUCAUUCUUCUGUAGCUACAAGAUUUUGGUUAUGCCAUCAAAUGCUUUUAGCUCUUAGAGAACAAAAGCUUGUUGAUGUCUUUUUGUACCUUGAUUGCUGAAGGCAAAAACAUGGAACUGUUAUACCUGUAACUGUCUCAAUAACUAAAGGGUAGGGUUCUAAGAGAUUGGUUAUAUAACUUCUUUUAGCAGAUCUGAUAAACACAUAUUUGUACCUAUAUUGCUUUGUUGCAGAGUGUAUUCUUAGAAAUAUCCUUGAACUUUUGAAUCGAAAAAAAGAAGAAGAAAGAAAUAUCCUUGAACUC
Messenger RNA from Camellia sinensis, 2192 nucleotides. RefSeq names its product Tubulin/FtsZ family protein (gene FTSZ2-1). Gene Ontology annotation, cellular component: cytoplasm; chloroplast. Gene Ontology annotation, molecular function: GTP binding; GTPase activity. Lineage: Eukaryota; Viridiplantae; Streptophyta; Magnoliopsida; Ericales; Theaceae. Gene Ontology annotation, biological process: chloroplast fission. The record is from RefSeq and is a predicted model, not a curated record.